This is a messenger RNA of Capsella rubella, 901 nucleotides long. RefSeq lists its product as uncharacterized. The transcript has 2 exons. The record is from RefSeq and is a predicted model, not a curated record. NCBI's taxonomy places the organism in Eukaryota, Viridiplantae, Streptophyta, Magnoliopsida, Brassicales, Brassicaceae. Bases 182 to 754 code for a protein of 190 amino acids.
CUUGUAUAAUUAAUCAUAUUGCCUUUUCUUCUUCUAGCCUCCAGAGAACAACAACGAAGAAUAGGGUUUUCCUUAGACUCUCUCCUCUUUCAAGCUCUCGCCGGAUCAAGCUCUCGUCGGAGCAAUCUCUCGCGGCGCCGGAUCAAUCCCUCACCGGAUCGAUCUCUUACCGGAGUAUAGCAUGAAGUUUACUUAUGCUUAUGUCGGAGUUCCCGGGAGAGCCCAUGACACUAAAGUGCUAACACAUUGUGCUAUAAAAGAAGCUUCUUUUCCCCAUCCGCCUUUAGGAAAAUAUUACUUAGUGGACUCAGGUUAUCCAUCCAGAAGUGGUUAUCUAGGACCUCAUCGCAGAACUAGAUAUCAUUUAGAUCAGUUCAACAGAGGAGGACCACCGACAAACAGUCGGGAACUGUUUAACCGUAAGCAUUCCGGUCUGAGAUCAAUAAUUGAGCGGACGUUUGGUGUCUGGAAAGCCAAAUGGAGAAUUCUUGAUAGGAAGCAUCCUAAGUACAAGUUGAAGAAAUGGAUUAAGAUUGUGACAGCAACAAUGGCUCUCCAUAAUUUUAUCAGAGAUUCACAAGAGGAAGACAGAGAUUUUGUUCACUGGGAAGUGGUGGAAUCCUAUGAACAACAUGGUGAUGAAAACUAUGGACAUGAACAUGUUCCAUACGUACCUACUGGUGAUAGAGUGAUGGAAGCUAUGCGAGAUUCUAUCACUACUGAGAUGGCAGAAGGAACUAGACUUCCAUAUUGAGAUGACAUGAGAUUGAAGAUUUCUUUUGAAUUUAUCUUUUUCAUGUUUUAAUAUUGUGGACAUUUUAGUUUGAGAGAUCUACAUUGUAAAAGUAUUUUGGAGUUACAUUUAGUAUUUAAAUUGAGAUUUUGUAGUUUUUGUUUGCUA